Scheffersomyces stipitis CBS 6054 is the source of this 1636-nucleotide messenger RNA. RefSeq names its product chaperonin-containing T-complex subunit (gene CCT2). Gene Ontology annotation, molecular function: ATP hydrolysis activity; ATP-dependent protein folding chaperone; ATP binding. Lineage: Eukaryota; Fungi; Ascomycota; Pichiomycetes; Serinales; Debaryomycetaceae. Gene Ontology annotation, biological process: protein folding. The coding region runs from base 11 to 1591 and encodes 526 amino acids. Gene Ontology annotation, cellular component: chaperonin-containing T-complex; cytosol. The transcript has a single exon. The record is from RefSeq and is a predicted model, not a curated record.
CUAGUUAACAAUGUCUGUCCAAAUCUUUGGUGAUCAAGCCACGGAAGAAAGAGCUGAAAAUGCUCGUAUGUCGGCCUUUGUCGGUGCAAUUGCAGUCGGAGACUUGGUGAAGUCUACUUUGGGCCCAAAAGGUAUGGACAAGUUAUUACAAAGUGCUACUGACACGGAGUCGUCUAUGAUAACAAACGAUGGUGCCACUAUCUUAAAAUCCAUUCCAUUUGAUAACCCAGCUGCCAAAGUAUUGGUGAAUAUCUCAAAAGUUCAAGAUGAUGAAGUUGGUGAUGGUACUACUUCUGUCACAGUAUUCGCAGCUGAGUUGUUGCGAGAAGCAGAAAAGUUGAUUGAAAAGAAGAUCCAUCCGCAAACUAUUAUCGAAGGUUACAGAAUUGCUCGCAAUGUUGCUAUAGAAACGUUGAACAGAUCUUCUGUUGACAACAAGUCCGAUCCAGAAAAGUUCAGAGCUGAUUUGUUGAACAUUGCUAAGACCACUCUUUCUUCGAAGAUUUUAUCCCAAGACAAGGAGUUGUUUGCCGAGUUAGCCGUUAGCGCAAUUCUCAGAUUGAAGGGAUCUACUAAUUUAAACAAUAUUCAAAUUAUCAAGAAAGCUGGAGGAAAAUUAACAGACUCUUACUUAGAUGAAGGUUUCAUUCUUGAAAAGAAGUUUGGUAUCAACCAGCCUAAGAAGAUAGAAAAAGCCAAGAUCUUAAUUGCGAACACUUCCAUGGAUACUGAUAAAGUAAAAAUUUUUGGUGCUAAGUUUAAGGUGGACUCUACAUCCAAGUUGGCCGAGUUAGAAAAGGCCGAGAAGGAAAAGAUGAAGAAUAAGGUUGAAAAAAUCAAGAAGUUUGGCGUGAAUGUCUUCAUCAACAGACAAUUAAUCUACGACUACCCAGAACAAUUAUUUACGGAUGCAAAAAUAAAUUCUAUUGAGCAUGCUGACUUCGACGGUAUCGAAAGAUUGGCCUUGGUUACAGGAGGUGAGGUUGCUUCCACUUUCGACCAUCCAGAGAAGGUUAGGUUAGGGUACUGUGACAGCAUUGAAGAAAUCUUGAUUGGCGAGGACGUCUUCACCAAGUUCUCGGGAGUUGCUGCUGGUGAAGCUUGUACUGUUGUCUUGCGUGGUGCUACAGAACAAGGUUUGGAUGAAGCUGAAAGAUCUUUACACGAUGCAUUGUCAGUUUUGUCUCAGACCACAAAGGAAACCAAAACUGUUUUAGGUGGUGGUUGUUCUGAGAUGAUCAUGUCAAGAGCUGUUGACCAGACAGCUGCCAACGAAACAGGCAAGAAGUCAUUGGCCAUCGAGGCAUUUGCUAGAGCUUUGAGACAAUUGCCAACUAUUUUGGCUGAUAACGCUGGUUUUGACUCUUCAGAAUUGGUGUCCAAGCUAAGAUCUGCUAUCUACAAUGGAAUGGCCACUUCCGGAUUGGACUUGAACAACGGUGUUGUCGCUGACAUGAGAGAACUGGGUAUUGUUGAAUCAUACAAGUUAAAGAGAGCAGUCGUCUCGUCUGCUGCUGAGGCUGCUGAAGUGUUGUUGAGAGUAGACAACAUUAUUCGCGCUAAGCCAAGAACAUCCGAUAGAAACCAUUAGAUAGAAUUACCCUUUAAUAUCUUGUAAUUGGAAGUACUUAACUUG